UUGCAGAUGACUUACUCGAAGAUGAGACGUACAUAUAUUUUCCUUCUGAUUCUGGGGGCCGUUUGCUUGUAUUUGAGCAUUCACUGCCUGACUCCUUUUAAAGAAGAGCUGUUUGCUUUCAAGAAAGAAAGUGGGAACUUCCUUCAGCUCCCGGAAAUAGACUGCAGGCAGAAUCCUCCCUUCCUUGUCCUGCUGGUGACGUCCUCUCACAGACAGACGACCGCCCGGAUGGCCAUCAGGCAGACUUGGGGGAGAGAGAUGGUCAUUAAAGGAAAACGAAUAAAAACCUUCUUUCUCCUGGGAGUCACAGCCAAAGAGCAGGAAAUGACACUAGUCACCCUGGAAGGCCAGCAAUAUGGAGACAUUAUCCAGAGGGACUUUGUGGACGUCUAUGUCAAUUUGACUCUGAAGACCAUGAUGGGCAUUGAAUGGGUCCACCGCUUCUGCCCUCAGGCUGCCUUUGUGAUGAAGACAGACUCCGACAUGUUUGUAAACGUCUACUAUCUAACUGAACUACUUCUAAAGAAAAACAGAACAACUAGGUUUUUCACUGGCUUCUUAAUGAUGUCUAAUUUCCCAAUUAGGGAUAAUUCCAGUAAGUGGUUUGUCAGUAAAUACGAGUACCCGUGGGACAAGUACCCUCCAUUUUGCUCUGGCACGGGCUAUGUUUUUUCUAGUGAUGUUGCGAGCUGGGUGUAUUAUGUUUCAGACAGCGUCCCCUUCAUUAAAUUAGAAGAUGUGUUUGUGGGGCUCUGCCUGGAGAAACUGAACAUCAAGCUGGAGGAACUUCACUCAGAGCAGACAUUUUUCCCUGAAGGGUUGCGCUUUUCCACGUGUCGCUUUAAGAGAAUUGUGACCUGCCAUUUUAUCAAACCUCCAGAAAUGUUGACCUAUUGGCGGGCUCUGGAGAGUUCCGCGGCAGAAAAGUGCCCAGUUUUCUGAGGCGAGCCUAAGGGGACAUCUGGACAAAGGUCAGACCAGCCACAGUGAUCCUUGUUGGAAGUUGGUGGAUGGCCUUGCUGAGAGUCCUCAGGUGUGGGAGAGGAAGAAGG
Messenger RNA from Trichechus manatus latirostris (Florida manatee), 1052 nucleotides. RefSeq names its product beta-1,3-galactosyltransferase 5-like. The transcript has a single exon. NCBI's taxonomy places the organism in Eukaryota, Metazoa, Chordata, Mammalia, Sirenia, Trichechidae. Gene Ontology annotation, molecular function: N-acetyl-beta-D-glucosaminide beta-(1,3)-galactosyltransferase activity. The record is from RefSeq and is a predicted model, not a curated record. Bases 7 to 942 code for a protein of 311 amino acids. Gene Ontology annotation, cellular component: endoplasmic reticulum; Golgi membrane.